UUCUGUACUCAUUUCGGGGUCACGCAGAAGACACAAAAACAGCCACGAAAACCCCACAUUUUACCAUUAAACCUCUGUUCAGACGUCGCUAAACUACCAACCCACCAUCAGGACAAGUCUAACAAUGGUCUCAUCAACUUAUUUUGACGGAAUACCUUCGGAAAUGUGAAUUUUACGGCGUGUUUUUGUGUGUGAAGUUCAAAGACUUUGCAAAAAAAGUGUUGGCGCUUCAAUCAACAAACACCAAUGGCAAGGUUGUCUGCUCGCAUUUCUAACUCUCGGCUCUACUCAUCGUUACUCAAUUGCUUGGACUAAAAUUAUUUGAACAUCAUCAUUAUCAUUUACGGUGAGCUGAGUUUGACAAUAUUACAGACGUAAACGUCAUUCAUGUGUGAAUGUGACUGAAAACCAGUGAGUGAGGGAACGAAGAUAAGUCUCAUGGAGGUUACGGAUUCGACUAAUGUGAGCCCAGGCCCAGGCAGCAGUACAGCCUCGUCUCCGACGAACUUUGGGCACGGGAGUCCAGAUAUAGCAACGUCGCCGGUGGCCAAUCACAGAACAGGAUCUGGGAACAGAAUCGAUUUUCCAACGAUUGCGUGUAAGAUAUGCGGAGAUCGAUCGUCUGGAGUCCACUAUGGUAUCAUAUCGUGCGAAGGUUGCAAGGGUUUCUUUAGGCGCUGUUUAAGACGUCAGAAGGAAUACAUCUGCGUACGGGGCGGAAAAUGUGAAGUCUGUCGUCAGCAGCGAAAUCGUUGCCCUGCUUGUAGAUAUCGGAAAUGCAUCGAACUCGGAAUGUCCAAAGAUGCUGUGAGGAUCGGAAGGAUUCCAAAUAAACAGAAGGAGACUCAGUUUGCGGACAUCCAGCCCUUCACAAUCGAAUCAAUUGAUGACAGGGAUAUUGGCCAAUCAGCACAGAUCAUAGAAGUCGACCCAGAAAUAAAACAACUUAUUGAAUUCGUUGUUAAAGCUCAUUCAGAGACAGCGAAAGAUUAUGUUGAGUUUGAUGAGUUCUUACAAGGGAAGCCAAUGGAGAAAUACUUCAUCAAGGAAUGCGACGCUAUGAAAUCACCAAUGGACCUCGAUAGUAUGAACGGCCUUCAGAUGUGGUGUUCUGUUGUCACUCAGACACUGGCCGUUUACAUCAAGAGAAUUGUCACAUUCUGCAAGUACAUCCCAGGGUUUGCGAUGUUGGACCAGCAAGACCAGAUGGUCCUCAUCAAAGCCGGUCUCUUCGAGAUCCUAACAGUCCAAGACAGCAUCGAGCUCGUCUUAUACAACGCCUUCCGUCUCAACAGCGAGAUAAUAAUCACCAGGUUUAACAUGCUCAAGUUCAUGCCGGAGGAGCUCGUCGAGUCGCUGUAUGACUUCUCACACCGGCUUCAUCGGUUACGGCUAACGAUGACGGAAAUCGCUUUGCUGUCUGCUGUUGUUCUGUAUGCUGAUGAUCGUGAGAAUCUCGUGGACCGCAAGACCGUCGCAGCCAUGCAAGCUAAACUCUUAAUGGCCCUCAAGUUAGAGGUCCAACGUAACCAUCGCUCAGACCCUCACAUGUUCGCCAAGGUCUUACUCCGCCUCCCAGAGCUUCGCACCGUGGAUAACCUCCACACCCAGUUCAUCAUGAAGCUUCAGGUAGGCGUCGGUAGUUCAGAUCUCCCCAUCCCGGCGUUGUAUAAGGAGGUUUAUGAUCUUGGGAUAGCGAACUUGAGGAAGGAUGCUAUGAACGGGGAGGAAGUUAUCAGGAUUAAGAAGGAAGUGGAAGAGGAGUGCGAUCAAGAAGUCGGCAAAGAAGAGGAGCUGGAGGAGGAGAACCAGAAAGUGAUGAAGUGGGGACAGGGGCAGAUGGAUCUGGAGCGGAUCGCCCUCGUCGGACUGAAUGGGAUGUCCGGGUUUGGGAAGAAGAAAAAGGCGGAGGAGAGCGAGGAGUGCUGACAGUGAGGACGAGAUUGGUGCAAAGGCCUGGAGUAGAAACUUUGAGAGGGCAAGGAUGUUUUCUUUAUGGCAAGGCUGUUUUAAGAAAGGGCACUUCCUUACGAAAUCCUUACGAAAAUCUUUAAGAUGCACCUUAACCAAGACCAGGGCUUUGAGAGGGCAAAGUCGUUUUCAUUUUGCGAAGGUCACUUCCUUCGAAAGCCUUAACGUCUUUUAGACUGUUUAGAAGAGGCAUCAAGAUCAGGGUUCAAUUUCAUGGCUCUGAUAAUCGCCAAUUUCUGCGCUUAUGAUCACCAUUCUUUACUUGCCUGUGAAGCGCCGAAUUGCGCUAGCGCAGAAUGCCUAGCACCGUGGAGUACGCAGGGGCACAAGCCAAAAUUCCCUGCUUACCUGUGAAAUACGCUUGGCGUAAGCAAAGAAUUACCUGCCACCAUAAGCGCUGAUUCUGUGCUUUAGGUAAGCAGAGCCAUGAAAUUGGUCCCCUGGCAUCAGAUGCCUUUGCAGCCAGAAUGUAAUACCAGACCUUAGGGUAUGUAGAGGUUGGUAGGGCCUUCAGAGUUACAUAGGUAGACGCUCGUUGACCUUUACUAGGAGUAACCCUUGACCUUUUUAAAGUUUGACCUUGAGGGGUUGACCUUAAGGGUUUCCCGGAAAGGUUUUGGACGACUUACUUUCCGAGGGGUUGAUCCCUUGUGUAUAUAUCAAGAGAGCCUUUCAAAGUGUAGGUGCUUGCUGGUGGUGGACCAGGGUUGAAGUUGUGGCCACUUAAAUUGGGAGUUGAUCUAUGAAAAGCAUUUUGGUUGGCGUUUGAAAGAUUGACUGUAUGCUAUGUGUAUUGGCCCUUAUCGUCUGGUACCCCAUGGUCAUAUUGUGGUAAUUCACCAAGUGGCUCUCAAGUUUAGGCACCAGGCUGCACAGGUUAAAAAUGAAAUAUAUAUUUGAUCAGGAACAAAAUUGCCUCAGCAGAAAACAAAACAGUUCAAAUUUCUUUUGACUUUUUGUUUCAAAAGCAGUUGUGUUAUUAAUUAUGUAAAACAUGUAUUAAUCUGAAAUAUGGAAAAAGAUGUUAUGGGUAUGGGUAGAUUUGUAUAUUAAUGGAACAGCUCACUUUAAAUAAAUUAUAAAAUAAAGGUAAUCUUAGGUUGAAGGAAGGACACACAGGUUUUUAUACAUGGUUUUCAAGUUGAAUUGGUGGUUCACUUAUAAUCUUCCAUCAACAGUAUCGUGGGAUAUGUGUACCUUCUUUGUGUAAAUAACAACAAAAACAACAACAAUAUAUAUUCGAUUUUUUCUUCCUUGAACUGAAAUUAUAAACAUUUUUGUGUAUAUCAUCAGAAUAUAUGUAUUUUGAAAUUUAUAGAGGAAAAAAAAUCAUUUUUGAAAUACUAUUUUGAGUGUGUGUGUCAUGAAAAGUUGACAUUUUCUAUGAUGAGUUGGAUUAAGUGGUGGUGAGACCUCAGCCAAAUUUCACGGCUCUGCUUACCUCUGAAUUCUGCUUACCGCUGAACUCUGCUUACCACUGAAUUCUGCUUACCAUUGAAUUCUGCUUACCGCUGAAUUUUGCACUUAGAAUCACCAUUCUCUGUUAACAUGCAAGCGUUGAAUAGCUGUGUAAGCCUAGAUACCUAGUAACGUGGAUUACGCAGGCGCACAAACAACAAUGUACAGAAGCAGAGAGUUCUCUGCUUCCGCAAGCGCCUAACUUUGCUUUUGGUAGGCUGUGCCAAGAAGUUUGGCACAGGUCAUAACCUUGGACGCAGUUUUGGCGGGAACAUUUUCUAUGAUAGUUCCUUUAUUACAUCAAACAAUGUUAAAGUCGGCCAUCUUAAUUGCCAAUGGUGCAGUAUGCGUUAUUCAGCUUGUGGUACGCGGUGGUUCUUCAUAUUGCUUGUAAAAAUGGCGACUUUCUGGAACUACCCACUGCUAUGUGAUUUUUUGUAUCAUCUAGACCCUUGCAUAAGACAUCACAAAGGUCAAAGGUCAGCGGAAGGAUUGUGAGUUGUGCCUGUUCAUAUGUUUCAGUCGUUCAACCAUAGUAAUGGGGUAAAAUGCAAUGGUGUCUCUCUGAUAAUGAAAGACAAUUAGAAAUACACUACCAACAGGGUUUAAUUGUUGUUUCUUCUUGUAAUUUUGAUAAUUUCUUUCGGUUUUUAAAUUUCUUUCGCGAAUAUGAUUUAAUCAUCGUGAUUGUAUAUAAAAAGAAAUUUACUUUUUUUGGGGCAUGUUAUACUGUAUAUGUACAAAUGUGAAUUUGUCUAAAUCAUUUGCAGCAGUGAUCUUGGUUCUAUAGCGGGUUUCGAGGUACAGAAUGCGAACAAAGUUGGUACAGAAUGGGUACAGAAUGGGUUGAGAAUUGGUACAGAACUUGUAAAGAACUGGUACUUCAGUAUUAUCUUCCAAUUUUGUGAUGUUUUGUAACUAACUGAUAAUUUGUGUAUAAUCAACAUGCCCAUAUAAUCCUGUUUGUGGACCCCAUGGCCCCACUUUGCACAAUUAUCACACGUUCCAAUGCACAAUGUAUUCUACAGCCAUUUGAUUCACAUGUACUUGUGAAUACCUAUUGUAGAAUUGUCUCAUUGAAUAUUCUCCCAUAGGGUAUUUCUAUUGUAUGUACUUGCUCUAAAUCUUUUGUUAUUAACAAAGGGAAAGA
Messenger RNA from Asterias rubens (European starfish), 4579 nucleotides. Its product is annotated as nuclear receptor subfamily 1 group D member 1-like. Lineage: Eukaryota; Metazoa; Echinodermata; Asteroidea; Forcipulatida; Asteriidae. Bases 439 to 1929 code for a protein of 496 amino acids. Gene Ontology annotation, biological process: positive regulation of transcription by RNA polymerase II; negative regulation of transcription by RNA polymerase II; hormone-mediated signaling pathway. The record is from RefSeq and is a predicted model, not a curated record. The transcript is spliced from 9 exons. Gene Ontology annotation, molecular function: zinc ion binding; RNA polymerase II cis-regulatory region sequence-specific DNA binding; nuclear receptor activity.